Molecule: messenger RNA, 741 nt
Organism: Coniophora puteana RWD-64-598 SS2
Lineage: Eukaryota; Fungi; Basidiomycota; Agaricomycetes; Boletales; Coniophoraceae
Exons: 2
Coding region: 1-741 (246 amino acids)
Source: RefSeq, a predicted model, not a curated record
AUGUCUAUCUCAUCCUCCCCAGAGGACUACUCUAACUUCAUCUCGGACCGCUCAACAUGGGACAUCAUCUCUAGCUGUCUUCUUACGUUGCUCGCAUGCGUAUACACCGCCGUUCACCCGAACAUCCCAAGUCCAGACGACGAGCAGCUAUGCGUGUUUGUGCGUCAAGCUGGUAUCAUGACUUUGGCCAUGAUCGCGCCAGAACUCAUAGUUGUAUGGGCGAUACGACAAUGGGUUAGUGCGUAUUGGCUCACAGAACAGAUCCGGAUCAUGCAGGCCAUGGACGAAUCGUGGACACUUACACAUAGCUUCUUUGCUUUCAUGGGCGGAUUCAUGGUCUACCACGACGGAAAACCGUACGCAACUAUCACUCCAUACAUCCUCCUUCGGGAGAUAGCAAAUGGCACUAUCAAGCUCCCAAAUCUCACUGAAGACGAAGUCAAGGACUGCAGCAAAGGGGAUUGGAUAUCAAAAGGCCUCGUACUAAUUCAAGUUGGAUGGUUUAUCACCCAACUCAUCUCCAGAACCGUCUACCAUCUCGAAUCGUCGCAGCUCGAAAUCGCAACAUUCGCGUAUUCGAUCCUAUGCCUCUUCACCUACGCUUUCUGGUGGCGCAAGCCCCUGAAUGUGCAAUGUCCUCGCCGGAUUGAUUGGACUCACCCCAGCGAGCCUCCGGACGACCUUUGCGAGCAGUACGUGUUUAUUCGUACAUUCGCUUUUAGCAGGGCUGUCGGUAAUUAA